AUGGUUUCUCUCUUCGGUUGGGGCUCCAGCUCCAAUACCGACUCCAACGCCGCAAAGCCUCAAGAAGCAACACCCUCCCAAAGCCAAAACACAACGCAGUCUCUUCAAUCAGCACCAUCGCCGACCGAAUCAUCACAAUUAGCGCAACAAUCUGCACCACCCAGCAACAGGAACCUGAAGCUCUUCCUCGGCGGUAUUGCCUUUUUCUCCCUCUCCGUCUGGGUCACACGCCGCGCCGCCAUAAAGAAACGCAUCGAAUGCAUUCCUCCCUUCUAUUCUAGCUCAUUAUACUUCCAACCGAAAGUAAAUGGGGCAGGCGAGGCUUUCGAAGCCCUCAGUCUAGCUUCCCUCAAUGUCCUCUCGUUCGGCAUGCUGACCACCGGCGCGACGAUGUACGCCCUCGAUAUCAAUGGGCUUGACGAUGCGCGGCGGUUCAUGAGAGUUGCGAUGCAGGGAAGCAUCGAUGAAACUGGAAAAUCAGAUGAGCAGUUGGAGAAGGAAGUAACUGAAUGGGUGACCGAUCUACUUGGCGAUCGGUUCACCAAGCAGUUGGACAAGGAGCGCGCGAAGAAGCAGCAGGAGCAGCAGUUGAUCAGCGAGAAGAGCAAUUGA
Molecule: messenger RNA, 612 nt
Organism: Penicillium verhagenii
Lineage: Eukaryota; Fungi; Ascomycota; Eurotiomycetes; Eurotiales; Aspergillaceae
Exons: 1
Coding region: 1-612 (203 amino acids)
Cellular component (GO): mitochondrion
Source: RefSeq, a predicted model, not a curated record